Metarhizium acridum CQMa 102 is the source of this 342-nucleotide messenger RNA. RefSeq lists its product as uncharacterized. The record is from RefSeq and is a predicted model, not a curated record. Lineage: Eukaryota; Fungi; Ascomycota; Sordariomycetes; Hypocreales; Clavicipitaceae. Gene Ontology annotation, molecular function: kinase activity.
AUGCUAGAGUCCGCCAUUGACUCACCAAUGAAUCACAAACACUACGGACAAAACGACUUGUUUCAACUGGCCGGGAUUCUUGCAGAGAAAGUGAUUCUCAAUCACCCAUACCAGGAUGGCAACAAACGAACUGCUCUUUUCGCCGCAGACAUGUUUCUGAAGAUGAACGGCUACCAGUUACACAAGAAACCAAUGGGCAAAAAUGCCACAGAACUCAAUGAAGGACUCGCCAAUGCUCAUGUUCUCGUCGCAACGAGCCAGUGGACAUCGGAGGACCUAGGGAAUUACUACGUUAAUGUGGCUAGACCGCUAGAAGAUGAAAGCAGAGAGAGAGAUCAAUGA